Messenger RNA from Caenorhabditis angaria, 858 nucleotides. NCBI's taxonomy places the organism in Eukaryota, Metazoa, Nematoda, Chromadorea, Rhabditida, Rhabditidae. The record is from the annotation of a GenBank genome assembly.
AUGAAUCGCUCCGAGGUCCGUCAACUUUGCAUGACGUCAUUGGCUCAAAAAAUGGUUGGCACUGGGCCAGAAAAUCUUCAAGCCGGCAGGGGAUUUUAUGAAUAGUGAGUAGGCCUAAAUCAGGCUUUUCGGGCCUGAAAAGCCUGAAAAUAUCGAUUUUUGCAGCUUCUUCACCAAUUUUCCCGAUCUACGUGUGUAUUUUAAAGGCGCAGAGAAAUAUACGGCUGAGGAUGUGAGAAAAAGUGAAAGGUACGGUUUUCGGGCUCAAAAUGCUCCAAAUUUCAUGAAAAUUCUGAAAUUUUCAGAAUCCACGUGGAAUUUGGGCUCAAAAUGCUCCAAAUUUCAUGAAAAUUCCAGAUUCGAAAAACAAGGUCAACGCAUUUUGCUGGCCUGUCAUCUUUUGGCAAAUAUUUUUGAGAAUCCCGAAGUUUUCAAGGCCUACGUUCGAGAAACAAUCAAUCGACAUCGAAUUUACAAAAUGGAUCCGGCACUUUGGAGCGCUUUUUUCCAGGUUUGUCUGGAUUUUUUUGAAUUUUCGGUGAAAUUUGGGGCAUUUUGAUAGUAAAUAUGACGAAAUUCGGGAAUUUUUCAAUUUUUGGAGCAUUUUGAGCACAAAUUUGCUCAUUUUCAGCUGAAAAUCCUAAAAUAUUCAUCAUAUUUCAUAUCAAAAUUCGCCGAAUUUCGCGCCAAAAUCUACCGUAACCUUCAAAAUUCCCUAAUUUCCAGGUUUGGACCGGAUAUUUGGCUGAAAAUGGCUCGCUGAAAUCGGAAGAAAAAGAGGCUUGGUUGGAGCUGGGAAAGGAGUUCAACGAGGAAGCACAGAAGCAUUUGAAAAAUUCCAAUUUACCACAUGUUUGA